This is a messenger RNA of Rotaria socialis, 348 nucleotides long. Lineage: Eukaryota; Metazoa; Rotifera; Eurotatoria; Philodinida; Philodinidae. The record is from the annotation of a GenBank genome assembly.
AUGUUAGGUGAUAAUACAACUAAUUUUGAAGUUCAGAAAAUUACUGAAAUAUCGUUUCGUUCGGAUUGGUGGGAACAUAAUCCAGGAACAGGAGCAAAUCUCGUUUGGAUGCUUCAAAUAGAAUUAUAUCGAUCUUUAGCAACAAAUAAUAGAACUGGUAUUGAACAAGGUUUUACACGCAUGUGGCAAGAUAUUGUUGUUUCACCAUUAGGUGGGCAAGGAAUACAAAAUGAUUGGUCCUAUCAUUUUCAAAGAACACAAUUAUUAUCAGGUGCCUAUAUGGACAAGAUUGGACUUUCGCUAUGUUUAUAUUUAUUUUAUGCACAAGAACUAUUCAAUAUGAACUAA